Messenger RNA from Esox lucius (northern pike), 3517 nucleotides. RefSeq names its product TraB domain containing 2A (gene trabd2a). The coding region runs from base 967 to 2523 and encodes 518 amino acids. Gene Ontology annotation, biological process: negative regulation of Wnt signaling pathway. Gene Ontology annotation, molecular function: metalloendopeptidase activity. The record is from RefSeq and is a predicted model, not a curated record. Gene Ontology annotation, cellular component: membrane. The transcript is spliced from 7 exons. Lineage: Eukaryota; Metazoa; Chordata; Actinopteri; Esociformes; Esocidae.
GGAAAGCAGCAUCUCUUGUCCGCUCCAAUGAAGUCCUCCUGAACGCCCAUUGUCGGUUUCUACUUUUGAAGUGAAUGCGUGUGCUCCUCGCGCCUCGACCUGCGGGGGGUGAGAUGCUUAAAUCAGAUUAUUGCACAGUGUGAGAGUGUGCAAAAGGGGGAUGGGGUGAAGGAGUGGAGAGAGGGUUGAGGGGGGUAGGUAGUAGGUGCGCCGUGCCUCGGUCUGACAGAGAUGCUCACAGAAAUCUAGCAAUACAGCGAGAGCGUAAGUAAGGCUUGAGUUUAGGAAAUACCCAGAACACGAUAAGGUUUCUGUAGUUUAUUCGUGGAUUUGGGGACGAUCGAUACAACGUGGACUUGGACUGCGGUUUCUGAAGAGUGUUGCAACACUCGAAUUCCGAACAUCGCUGAUGGAAUCAUUUGCAUCUGCCGACCAGUGUUUGGAAGUUGCGAGAAGAUCUGAACACAGUUGCGAGGAGAAAUUCCACCGCUCGUUUCGGGGCACCGGACGCACAUUUUAGUUUAGAACCUGUUGCUUUUGCGUGCACACAAGAUAAUCAUUUACGCGCCGUGCAUGAUCUGCUCGGUUCUGGGCUGUAGACACGGUAAAGUUAAAUUGAUCAAAUAGUGCACGUAAACCCUGCUCGGGGCAAAUUGUCAACUACCCUCACGUGUCAUGUGAAGCAAAUAUGAGGGAGAUAGAAAGUGUCAGAAUCAAGACCACGGCAUGAUGACAUAACUACAUAAUAACUUAAACGAUUCUUCUAACACGUGAAACAACAACACUCAACCUCUGAAUGCAAUAUUACCCAAACAUGAGUUCGUCCGGCGGCGGAAAGGCGUGUUUUAGUUAUUAUUCCCAAGGAGGUGAAAUUCGGAAAAUAAUUUCGGCUAUUUCCCUUGGAGGAAUUCUCGUUGGGUAGCUUUAUUGCAACACGUGAAAAUAGCGUGCACGUUUGGAGUUACGAUGCUGGUCUCUUGGUUUGCAUUUAUUCACGCAUUCCUAACACUGCUGGUGAAAGGAGCCGACCAGUGGAACCUCCGGGACUCUUCUAACUGCGAGCUAAAUAGGAAACAAAGCGAUCUGAACUCCUUCCUUUGGACCAUCAAACGCGUCCCUCCGUCCUACUUCUACGGCACCAUACAUGUCCCUUACACCCGAGUCUGGGACUUCAUUCCGGAGAACUCCAAGAAGGCCUUUCAGGAGAGCAACAUCGUCUACUUUGAGCUGGACCUGACUGACCCCUACACCAUCUCAGCCCUCACCAGCUGCCAGCUGCUUCCACAGGGGGAGAACCUGCAGGAUGUGCUACCCAGGGACAUCUACCGGCGCCUCAAGAGGCACUUGGAGUAUGUUAAACUCAUGAUGCCAUCUUGGAUGACCCCGGACCAGAGGGGCAAAGGGCUCUACGCUGACUAUCUGUUCAACGCGAUUGCUGGCAACUGGGAGAGGAAGAGGCCGGUGUGGGUGAUGUUGAUGGUGAACUCUCUGACGGAGGCGGACAUCAAGACGAGGGGGGUGCCUGUGCUGGACCUGUACCUGGCCCAGGAGGCAGAGAGGAUGAGGAAGAGGACAGGAGCUGUGGAGAAGGUGGAGGAGCAGUGUCACCCGCUGAAUGGACUCAACUUCUCCCAGGUGGUCUUUGCCCUGAACCAGACUCUUCUACAACAGGAGAGUCUAAGAGCCGGGAGUCUCCAGGUCCCCUAUACGACUGAGGAUCUCAUCAAGCACUACAACUGUGGAGACCUGAACUCCAUCAUCUUCAACCACGACACCUCACAGGUCCCCAACUUCAACAACGUGACGCUGCCCCCCAGCGAGCAGGUUACGGCCCAGGAGAUAGACAGCUACUUCAGACAGGAGCUCAUCUACAAGAGGAACGAAAGGAUGGGAAAAAGAGUCAAAGCUCUGAUGGAGGAACACCCAGACAAGAGCUUCUUCUUCGCCUUUGGAGCAGGUCACUUCCUUGGCAACAACACAGUGAUUGAUGUGCUGAGGAGUCAGGGUUAUGAAGUGGACCACACCCCCGCGGGACAGCCCAUUAACAGCAUCAGAAAAUCUUCCCCAGACCAGGAGGGUCAUUCUCUGGGUCAGGACCUGGAGGAUUACCCUCAGCUGGAGCCUUUCCUCCACGAGCUCCAUGACGAGGAGCAACAGCGCCCCCUGGAGGACAGUCCCCUGCCCCAUCACUUCCACAGCCUGGAGCAGAUGGACAGGGUGGACCGCAAGUUGAAGAAGAAACGACGCAACAAACUGAAGAAACACCAGCGACACAGGCAGUUCAAUGACCUCUGGGUCCGCAUCGAGGAAAGCACCACAGUCGAGGUCCCUGCACCCCCAUUGGUCCGCAUCCUCAGCGGAUACAUCACCGAAUCGCCACACCACCACCAUCACCAGAGAGGCCACGCCCACGGGCAUGGCAGAGCUAAUCACGGCAGGUCGUCAUCAGGCUCCACAAACGUGCCAGUGUCUGUCUUCUUGUUAAUAGUUUUGGGUCACGUGUGGACUGCCGCACUAAUGUAGGAGGUUGUCGGUUCCAAACCCUUCUCUCCUGCUCAUAAAUUAGGACUCAAUCUAUUUCAACAAAAUGGAGCAAAUCCUAAAGGGCUCUGUUCAAUUUGUAUCACUGAAGCGUUACAAAUUUCGUUAUAGAAAUGUAAGUAACUUCCAACUGUGCGAACCUAUGCAGUGUUUGCCAUGUAACGCUAACGCGGGAACAUUGACUUUACAUUUAAAUCACGGUGUAACGCUGAACUUCUUCACUAGAUGUUAAAAGGAAGAGUCUUAGAAUUUGCACGCAGUCGCGCAUUGUUAAAAACGUGACGUCUGUGGAUUUCACCCAAAUCAGCCUGAGCUGGAUAUUUGAGCUUUUUAUUGUAUUUAAUUGUAUUUGUAAUAUUUUUGUUAGAACCCAAACAGCUCUUACUCAGUCAAGAUCUUUUAUUCCUAAUUUACUCUUCAGUUUUUGAAGAAUGUGUUUUGUAUCGCAUAAUACUGUGGGAAUUGUAUAUAUCUACAUAUUAGAUUGUAUUUUAGAAAUGACAAUGAUUGAAUUGUUUCUUGUUGUUUAUAAAUAGAUACAGUAUAUUUGUUAGAUUGAAGCAGGUGCUAACCACCGUAACACGUAUCUGGUAGCCUGGAUUCCAAAUUGUUUGUGCUGCCUUACAAACUGUUAUGGUCAUUGUGGCAUGACAGCACAAUCAGAUCUGGAACCAGGCAAUGCAUUGUUAAACCAGUGUAAUCAGCAGAUUCCUGUGUGUCUUUGCUGAGAAACAUAUGUAUUUACAUAGAGACUAUUUGUUUAAUUUAUUUAACUAUAUAGUUGUAGGUCAUCUAAACACUUCUUUGUGACUGUUGUUCAUCCCAGUGUGUUUAAGUUCUCUUCCAACUCCACACCUUUCAGACCAGGAACUGCGUUGCAGAUUCAUCUUGUUUCGUCUUCAUCUGUCUCACUCACAUUUCAGCUACGUGGCAUGAGAUGGUUGUAAUACUCCUUGCUAUAAUUUUGAAAACAAUA